GAGAUCUGGGGUAGCAUGGCCGGGAGAAGCGCCUUCCCCGCCGCCGCGCUCCGGCUCUGGAGCAUCCUCCCGUGCCUGCUGGUACUGCGGGCGGAGGUCGGGCAGCCGCGGGAGGAAAGCCUGUACCUGUGGAUCGAUGCUCACCAGGCAAGAGUGCUCAUAGGAUUUGAAGAAGACAUCUUGAUUGUUUCAGAGGGGAAAAUGGCCCCUUUUACACAUGAUUUCAGAAAAGCGCAACAGAGAAUGCCAGCCAUUCCUGUCAAUAUCCAUUCCAUGAAUUUUACCUGGCAAGCUGCAGGGCAGGCAGAGUACUUCUAUGAAUUCCUGUCCUUACGCUCCCUGGAUAAAGGCAUCAUGGCAGACCCAACUGUCAAUGUCCCUCUGCUGGGAACAGUGCCUCACAAGGCAUCAGUUGUUCAGGUUGGUUUCCCAUGUCUUGGAAAACAAGAUGGAGUGGCAGCUUUUGAAGUGAAUGUGAUUGUAAUGAAUUCUGAAGGCAACACCAUCCUACAGACACCUCAAAAUGCUAUCUUCUUUAAAACAUGUCAACAAGCCGAAUGCCCAGGAGGGUGCCGAAAUGGAGGCUUUUGUAAUGAAAGACGCAUCUGUGAGUGUCCUGAUGGAUUCUAUGGCCCUCACUGCGAGAAAGCCCUUUGCACACCACGGUGCAUGAACGGCGGGCUCUGUGUCACUCCUGGGUUCUGCAUCUGCCCACCUGGAUUCUAUGGAGUCAAUUGUGAUAAAGCAAACUGCUCAACUACCUGCUUUAAUGGAGGGACCUGUUUCUACCCUGGAAAGUGUAUUUGCCCUCCAGGACUAGAGGGGGAACAGUGUGAAAUCAGCAAAUGCCCGCAACCCUGCCGAAAUGGAGGUAAAUGCAUUGGUAAAAGCAAAUGUAAGUGCUCCAAAGGUUACCAAGGAGACCUCUGUUCAAAGCCUGUCUGUGAGCCUGGCUGCGGUACACAUGGAACUUGCCAUGAACCCAACAAAUGUCAGUGUCAAGAAGGCUGGCACGGAAGACACUGCAAUAAAAGGUACGGAGCCAGCCUCAUGCAUGCCCUGAGGCCAGCAGGCGCCCGGCUCAGGCAGCACACGCCUUCACUUAAAAAGGCCGAGGGGAGGCAGGAUCCACCUGAAUCCAAUUACAUCUGGUGAACUCCGACAUCUGAAACGUUUUAAGUUACACCAAGUUCAUAGCCUUUGUUAACCUUUCAUGUGUUGAAUGUUCAAAUAAUGUUCAUUACAGUUAAGAAAACUGGCCUGAAUUUUAUUAGCUUCAUUAUAAAUCACUGAGCUGAUAUUUACUCUUCCUUUUAAGUUUUCUAAGUACGUCUGUAGAGUGAUGGCAUAGAUUUUCUUGUUUCAGUGUUUUGGGACAGAUUUGACGUUAUGUCAGUGGAUCAGGUUAAAACUGUGUCUUUUCAGUUGUGUAGCUGGCAAAUUACUUCCAAAAUUGCAAUGCAUUCACGGUGUCAAGGGGCUGGGGAACACUGAAGAAGAUACGUGGAACAAAAAGGCAUAAAUCACAGCGUUUGGAUGAAGCACUUAAUUGUGUUGAAGUUACCACAUUUCUAGUGUUCUUGUCAGGUAUUUAGACAUUUGUCACAUUUUUAAAAUUCCCCUUGUUUGUAAACUCUCAACACAAUAUAUUUUGACCUUACCAUGAUUCCAGAGAAUUCACUAGAAAGAAAUAAAGAAAGAAAGAAAGAAAGAAAGAAAGAAAGAAAGAAAGAAAGAGAAGAAAGAACACUGUGGCAGUGGCAUUUAACAAUAUAAUAUAUGUAAACACAAUAAAAUAGGGAAUAUAAUGUAUGGACUUUUGGCAUUGGCUUGAAGCAAUAUAAUAUAUUGUAAACAAAACACAGCUCUUACGUAAUAAACAUUUUAUACUGUUUGUAUAAAAUAAAGGUGCUGCUUUAGUUUUCA
This is a messenger RNA of Puma concolor (puma), 1926 nucleotides long. RefSeq names its product Wnt inhibitory factor 1 (gene WIF1). NCBI's taxonomy places the organism in Eukaryota, Metazoa, Chordata, Mammalia, Carnivora, Felidae. The record is from RefSeq and is a predicted model, not a curated record. Gene Ontology annotation, molecular function: signaling receptor binding. Gene Ontology annotation, biological process: anatomical structure development. Gene Ontology annotation, cellular component: cell surface; extracellular region.